AUGUACGGUAAGGCCAAUGGUAAUAGUCGCGAAGCUCAAAGAUUGUACCAAGAAGCAUUCCCGGGUACACCCCCAUGUGAAUGGACGUUUACCAGUUUACAUCAAAUACUGUGUAAAACUGGCACUUUUAGUGUAAACAAAGGUGAUUGCGGGAGAAAUCAGUGGAAAUCGGUGCUGGAAGUUGGUGCCGCUAAUUCUGGGACAAGUACUAGAAGAAUUGCUACGCAAGAUGACGUUCCAAACAACACAUAG
This is a messenger RNA of Brassicogethes aeneus, 252 nucleotides long. The record is from the annotation of a GenBank genome assembly. NCBI's taxonomy places the organism in Eukaryota, Metazoa, Arthropoda, Insecta, Coleoptera, Nitidulidae.